Molecule: messenger RNA, 1239 nt
Organism: Cynara cardunculus var. scolymus (artichoke)
Lineage: Eukaryota; Viridiplantae; Streptophyta; Magnoliopsida; Asterales; Asteraceae
Product: plastid division protein PDV1
Exons: 2
Coding region: 144-983 (279 amino acids)
Biological process (GO): chloroplast fission
Source: RefSeq, a predicted model, not a curated record
CCUGUAACAGUGAGCUGUCUCCUCUCUCUCUCACACACACACCCCAAAAAGAUCACACACACAAGGGACCACCUGAACCCUAACACAAAACUUUGUCUUCCCGCUUCGAAUCACAUCCUUCCUUUUUGUAUCUUCAUUUACUCAUGAAAUGGGAGAUGGAGAUGGAGAUGGAAGAGGUGGAAGCUGUUCUCGAGAAGAUUUGGGACCUACACGACAAGCUUAGCGAUGCUAUUCACUCAAUUUCCAGAUCUCAUUUCCUUCAUUCCGUCAAAGCCAUACGCAAUUCCAACGAUCUAUUUGACCGGACGGCCGGCAACAACAAGAAAGCCUCAGAUGAUGACGUCAAAGGAGGUUUCGUUUACGUUAAAGACUGUCCGCUUGGAGAAGAUGACGACUCGGCUAUUCACGAGGCGAAGAGUUUGAAUUCUAUCCGUACUGCUCUCGAGAACCUCGAGGACCAGCUCGAGUUCUUUCAUACUGUGCAAACACAGCAACGGGUGGAGAGAGAUGCUGCAAUUGCUCGAUUGGAGCAAAGCCGAAUCGUGCUUGCAUUGAGAUUGGCUGACCACCAUGGUAAGAAGUACAAAGUGAUUGAAGAAGCAAGAGCCUUUGUUGGUGAGGUACAGAAUCACAGUAAAUUUGUCUCCGUCGAGAAUAGUUACGAAUUCCCUUCUGGCAGCAACCAUGAUGUAGGAAAGAGAUCAAACAUUCUAGCAAAGGUCAUUAUCUCUAGCUUUAAUUUUGCCAAAAAGUCCCUCAAAGUUGAACAUGUGGGCGGUGUGCUUGGCAAUGCUGCUUUAUUUGCAGUAAGCAUGCUGGCAUUGUUGCAUCUUCAUCAGGUUGGCGAUAGGGAGCGUUACAUCUCAGAUCUCCAACAGAGACACAAAGAUGAUAAUAAUAAUCUUAACAAGAAUGUGACAAAAGUUUAUCUACCAAAUGGCAGUCCUUCUAAUGGUCUAGACGUCUUAUCAGCCAGGGGCUAACAAGUACAGACUAGUAGCAGCUGCAUUUGGUCAUAUUUCAAGCUUGAUUGUAAGCGGGUUUGUUCAAGUUUCCGAGUGUUUCAUUUUUCUUUGCUAAAUAGCAAUGCGUCUAUCGGGCGUUGUUUUAGAAAGCUAGGGUUUUAUUUCCUAAAAUUGUAUAUUCUUAGCUGCUUUCCUUUAGGGUUGUGUAACGAUGAUCGACCAUUUUGAAACUUGUUUUUCGAGGCGUCAUUAAGAUUUGGUGAUUUUUCCGUCU